Messenger RNA from Glycine soja, 2426 nucleotides. Its product is annotated as rhamnogalacturonan I rhamnosyltransferase 1-like. Gene Ontology annotation, cellular component: cytoplasm. Bases 513 to 2060 code for a protein of 515 amino acids. The record is from RefSeq and is a predicted model, not a curated record. The transcript has 8 exons. Lineage: Eukaryota; Viridiplantae; Streptophyta; Magnoliopsida; Fabales; Fabaceae.
AUCCAAGCUCAUGGUUGCAACUUGCAUGAUCUUGAAUGUAAUUUAGUAUUUGUAGUAUUACUUGUUAUUGUUAUGUGAAAGUCACAAUGCUAAUAAUCUUUUAGUGCUAUGGAUUCUUAAAAUUCAAUGAGUUUUUAUGGUUUCAACUUUCAUGGUGUCGCGUGAGUUAAUUCAGAGCAUUUCCAUGUUUGGUGGAGUGUGGGGGUUUAAUGAUUUCUCUCUUUGGUAUCUGAUUUUAAUUACUGUUGCGAGGUCAAUGGUUUUUCUUUUAAUUAGCAUUUAUUUCUUAGUUGAAAGAUCCAAAUUUCAGGGCUCAACAUUGGUUUUGGCCUUGAUUCAUGGCAUUUAUUAACCAUCACUAAAUUUAAGAUAUUUUUUUAAAAUUUUGUUUCUCAUUCUUGUAAUUGUAGUAUUUUUUAAGCCUUGGAUUGAAGACUGAGGAGCUAACCUAACGCCACUGAUUAGGGUGUAAACUGUGUAAGCGGAAAGUGAAGGGGAAAUAUAAAAAGGCAAUGAUGUUGAGGUGGGCAAAGAUGUCUGAUGGAAAAGGUGAUCACUGUGACAGUGAGGAGAUGGAGAUGGGGUUCAAUGUUUUGGGUGGUGGUGAUGAAAUUGUCAAGUCCAAGAGGUUGAUUGUGAGACCUGGGAUCAAGGUGUGGAUGGCCCGUGCCAUCACUACAGUGAUACUUUGGACUUGUGUGGUUCAGCUGAUGGCAAUUGGGGAGUUGAGGGGACCAAGGUUGUUGAAGGGCAUGCCUUAUUGUUUCAGCCACCAAGAUGCAUCUCAACCUAUGUCAAACGCUUAUGUUCCUGCAAGAGUUGUGCUCCCACCAAAAAGGAUUCAUAAGAAUAAUGGUUAUCUUGUAGUUUCAUGCAAUGGAGGACUCAACCAAAUGCGAGCAGCAAUAUGUGACAUGGUUGCUAUUGCAAGACAUUUAAAUGUUACUCUCAUAGUUCCAGAGCUGGAUAAAACUUCUUUCUGGGCUGAUCCAAGUGAGUUCCAAGACAUAUUUGAUGUAGAUAAUUUCAUUGGAUCCUUAAGAGAUGAAGUUAGAAUAUUAAAGCAACUACCACCUAGGCCCAAGAGAAGAGUUGAACGAGGAUUAUUCUACUCAUUGCCUCCAGUUAGCUGGUCCAAUAUUUCUUACUAUGAAAAGCAGAUCCUGCCUCUGUUACUGAAACACAAGGUUGUGCACCUGAAUAGAACAGAUGCUCGACUUGCGAAUAAUGGGCUGCCUCUGGAGAUUCAAAAGCUGCGAUGCCGAGUGAAUUUUAAUGCUCUGAGGUUUACUUCCCAGAUAGAGCAACUUGGUAGGAGGAUAAUCAGAAUUUUGAGGGAAAAGGGACCCUUCCUUGUACUUCAUCUUAGAUAUGAGAUGGACAUGUUGGCCUUCUCUGGCUGUACUCAUGGAUGUGACGGCAGGGAGGUGGAGGAACUCACAAGAAUGAGGUAUGCUUAUCCCUGGUGGAAGGAAAAAGUCAUUAAUUCUGAGCUUAAGAGACAAGAUGGCUUAUGCCCUUUGACACCUGAGGAAACUACACUAAUAUUGACAGCUCUAGGCAUAGAUCAAAAUAUCCAAAUUUAUAUUGCUGCUGGAGAAAUAUAUGGCGGACAGAGAAGGAUGGCAAGUUUGCAAGCAGCUUUUCCUAAUUUGGUGAGGAAGGAAACUCUGUUGGAACCUUCGGAUUUGAUGUAUUUUCAAAACCACUCAUCACAAAUGGCUGCACUGGAUUACCUUGUGUCUCUAGAGAGUGAUAUAUUCAUUCCAACAUAUGAUGGCAACAUGGCUAAAGUUGUGGAAGGCCAUCGAAGAUUUUUAGGCUUCAAAAGGACUAUAUUGCUUGAUAGAAAGCAUUUGGUGCACCUCAUAGACCUAUACACCAAAGGGUCAUUAAGCUGGGAUGAGUUUUCCAUUAUGGUGAAGAAAUCUCAUGCCAAUAGGAUGGGAAACCCCAAGAGAAGAGUUAUCAUCCCAGGCAGACCCAAAGAAGAAGACUAUUUUUAUGCGAAUCCUCAAGAGUGUUUGCAAUUUCAAGAUGACCCAUUCAGCAACACAUGAUCUUAAUUAUCUCAUCUAACACGUGCCUCCUUGAUACAGUUUCCUCCAUCAGAAGGCAAUGCCAAUUGGUAUUUACUUCAGGGGGAGGGCCCUCAUUCUGUACAUGAAUUAGGUUCUCAAUGAAAGCAAGAAAUUGUGUGGCUAUUCCUCACUAGAAUCAUUAAGAUAAAUUGGAUAAAUUUCAUGUGUUGAGGAACAGGUUCUUGUGUAAAGCAACAGCAAAGUGGAGUUAUAUCUUCCAUAGUGUAAAGAAGAGCAAAAGAUAUAUUAUUACUAAUAACUCUUGUCUUUUUCUAAUUUCAAAGAUGGUUCUUCACAUAAUACUCAAAGUUGAGCCUUGAAAUAAUACAAGAUGUAAAAGAACAA